Molecule: messenger RNA, 1017 nt
Organism: Acytostelium subglobosum LB1
Lineage: Eukaryota; Evosea; Eumycetozoa; Acytosteliales; Acytosteliaceae
Exons: 1
Coding region: 1-1017 (338 amino acids)
Source: RefSeq, a predicted model, not a curated record
AUGGCAUGGAGCUUGCCACGCUUCUACAACGAAUCAUUGCCCAACAGCGACCGCAUGAACAACCCUUCCAACGAUGAAAUGUUGUUGGCAUGGCGAUUGUUGGAUGUUGAUGAGUUGAGUGAUCCAGCCAUCAACGAUAAGUUCAUCAACACGCGAUUGUCAAUAGGUAUCGAGUACCCUUUGAUGUUGGAGCGUGUCGCGCCUUUGGUUCUGGACACUGUAGAUCUGGUGGAGACCAAUCGACUCGACCCUCAUACAUCAUUCAUACGCAUGGCCCUGUCCUUCCAGCUGGCUGAACAUUUGUCAAUGUGGGAGGAGAUACGCAUACUUGGUGACAUGAUCUCGCUCAACUACUUGGAGGCAAUGUCAGUGAUGCAUCAAGAAUCAAUCAUGCAGCCCGAGACAUUUGACUAUCACUCAAUCUACAUACUGCUGAGAAGCACACUUGUCAACCUGCCCAGCGCUCACGCUUCGCGUCGUGCCGCGCUCAUGGACACCAAACAGCGAUAUCAAUUGGAGGUGUACUUGUUCAAGGACGCGCGUCUGGAAUGCAAAAAUAUCGAACCGGCCAUCGCCGAGCAGUCCACCAAGCAGUUCAUCGAGUCGAAUGGAGGGGCUGCCAUGCAAGGCCGCGACCGCAUCGUACAAGCUAAACAAAGCAACACCCUGGUGCUCAAUCAAUGCGUGUUAUGGUACCUCGAGUUUGAAGGCCUGCCGCCUGUCGCCCACUCUGGUGUGAUCAGCAGUGGCCAAGGCAACAACUAUGACGACGGACGACUACAUCUAUUUGGAUAUGUACUAUGGAAACAGAGCGAGACGUUGGAAUUGGAGGUAUCAUCCGAGUUCCAUGGCAAGCUUGGACAUCAACAACGUGGUGAUGGUGGGAGUAGCAUGGAUGGCAAACCCAGUGAUCUCCUCGUGUUCCAAGGUCAACACAAACGAACACUAAGGAAUACCGAGAAUGAUCAAACAUACAUCUACACAAUGGAUGUCAGUAUUGUAUUUAAACGUGAAUGA